Molecule: messenger RNA, 2958 nt
Organism: Trichomycterus rosablanca
Lineage: Eukaryota; Metazoa; Chordata; Actinopteri; Siluriformes; Trichomycteridae
Gene: cdh4
Product: cadherin 4, type 1, R-cadherin (retinal)
Exons: 17
Coding region: 42-2831 (929 amino acids)
Biological process (GO): cell morphogenesis; cell-cell junction assembly; homophilic cell-cell adhesion
Cellular component (GO): plasma membrane; catenin complex; adherens junction
Molecular function (GO): cadherin binding; calcium ion binding
Source: RefSeq, a predicted model, not a curated record
UGUCUCUGAGUGAGCUGGAAGUGCCGCAGUCGGUUGUGAGAAUGAAGAUGGGAUUGUUUUUUACUCUGCUGGGCGCUUUACUGAUGGAAACCGUGCUGGGACUUGCUGAAGGUUCAACCAUCGAUCUGUGCAGACCUGGAUUCUCCCAGAACUUCUACACCGUCUUCAUGCCACGGGAAAUGCUGCACGGCCAAAGUAUCCUCAAAGACACUCCGCUGUCUUCAGGUCGAGUAAAGUUCGAGCUCUGCCACCUGAAUGAGAGGAUCAGAUUUGAGAGCAGCGACCCGAAAUUUGGAGUCCGCCCCGACGGGUCCAUGUACACAGAGCAGGAGGUGACGAACCUGUCCGAGCCCAUUCAGUUCAUGGUGACGGCUAGAGGGAGCAAGGACACCCAGAUUUGGGAGACGACGGUCAAACUUGCCCUUGCUGGACAUCCUCUUCCUCCCACCAUCAACCAGAUCGGCGAUGAAGCCGGUUUCCACCUCCGAUCCCACCACAUCCACCAAGCAAACCCUAAACUCAUCACGUUCCCCCGUCGACACCAGCGAGGCUCCUCUACCAACGGUCUGCGUCGACAGAAAAGAGACUGGGUCAUUCCACCCAUCAACGUGCCCGAGAACUCCAGAGGACCCUUCCCACAGAUGCUCGUCAGGAUCCGAUCAGACCAGGAUAAAGACAUUGAGAUUCGUUACAGCAUCACUGGAGCCGGAGCUGAUCAGCCACCCAGCGAUGUGUACAUCAUCGACCCUAUAACCGGGAAAAUGUCAGUCACCAAACCUCUGGACAGAGAGCUCAGAGCCUCCUACCAUCUCAGAGCUCAUGCAGUGGAUGUUAACGGAAAUCAGAUGGAGCCUCCGAUUGACCUGUACAUUUACGUGAUUGAUAUGAAUGACAACAGACCUGAGUUCCAGAACCAGGUCUAUAACGGGUCGGUUCCGGAAGGAUCCAAACCAGGCACGUCAGUGAUGCGUGUAACUGCAUUUGACGCAGAUGACAGCACCAUGCCCAACGGCCUGGUCCACUACAGGAUCCUGAACCAGAGUCCACACAUCCCCAUCCCAAACAUGUUCACCAUCAACGGCGCCACGGGUGAGAUCAGCACCAUAGCAGCCGGGCUCGACAGAGAGAAAGUUUCCCAGUACACGCUGAUCGUGCAGGCCACUGACAUGGAGGGCAGCCUGAACUUCGGCCUCUCCAAUACAGCGACCGCUCUCGUCUCCGUCACAGACAUCAACGACAACCCUCCGGAACUCGACUCCAAAACAUUCCUCGGUGAAGUCAAGGAGAAUACAGUUGGUGUAGUCGUGGCCAAUCUGACCGUGCGAGACAAGGACCAACCUCACACGCCCAACUGGAAUGCUGUUUACAGGAUUGUAGGUGGAGACACUAUGGGUCACUUCGCCAUCCAUACUGACGAACUUACCAAUGAUGGAAGAGUUACUGUGGUCAAGCCAGUGGACUAUGAAAGGAACGGUGGCUUCAUGUUGACUGUAGUGGUCUCUAAUCAGGCCCAUCUUGCCAGCGGCAUCCCGUCGUCUCUCUCUUCCACUGCCGGCGUCACCAUCUCUGUACAGGAUGUAAAUGAGGCGCCUGUCUUUUCCCCCAACCCCAAAGUAAUUCGCUUUGAGGAGGGAGUUCCGGCCGAUACCACACUCACUGCGUUUGCUGCAGUGGAUCCUGACCGCUUCAUUCAACAGACUGUCAGAUACUCUAAGCUAGCCGAUCCUGGAAACUGGCUUCGAAUCAACAGGACAAACGGACAAAUCUCUACGACAGCCAUCCUGGACCGGGAGUCGCCUUACGUGAAGAAUAACGUGUAUGAAGCAAAAUUUCUAGCUGUGGAUAGUGGCAUUCCUCCUGCGACAGGAACCGGUACUCUGCAGAUCUAUCUGAUAGAUGUGAAUGAUAAUGUACCCGUGCUAGUGCCCAAAGAGGCCCAGCUGUGUGAAAGAUCACGACCCAGCUCCAGGAUAAACAUCACGGCUGUAGAUGCCGACGCUGAGCCCAACGGUGGGCCGUACAUUUUUGAGCUGCCCUCGUUUCCUCCGUCUGUUCGCCGUAACUGGACAGUCUCACGUUUGAAUGGUGAAUAUGCUCAACUCAGACUCAGGAUCUCGUACCUGGAGGCUGGUGUGUACAAGGUGCCCAUUAUGGUAUCAGACUCAGGAAACCCUCCGUUGACUAACCGGUCUGUGAUCAGGGUGAAAGUGUGUCCCUGUGACAACCACGGAGACUGCACUGCACUGGGAGCCGUGGCAUCUGCCAGCCUAGGGACGGGUGCCAUUAUCGCCAUCCUCAUAUGCAUUAUCAUCCUGCUAUGUAUGGUGCUGUUUUUUGUGGUGUGGAUGAAGCGCAGAGAAAAGGAACGUCAGGCCAAACCUCUCCUGAUAGACCCAGAGGACGACGUCAGGGACAACAUACUGAAAUAUGAUGAGGAGGGAGGUGGAGAGGAGGACCAGGAUUAUGACCUCAGUCAGCUGCAGCAGCCCGAGACCCUCGAGCAUAUGAUGAACAAACCAGGGGGGGUGAGGAGGGUGGACGAGAGACCCGUCAUCCCGGAGUCGCAGUAUCCAGUACGACCCAGCUUACCUCAUCCAGGAGAUAUUGGAGACUUCAUUUCUGAUGGGCUGCGGGCGGCGGAUAACGACCCGACGGCUCCACCAUACGACUCGCUGCUCGUGUUCGAUUACGAGGGGAGCGGCUCAACUGCCGGCUCGGUCAGCUCGCUGGACUCGUCCAGUUCAGAAGAGCAGGACUACGACUACCUCAACGACUGGGGACCACGCUUUAAAAAACUGGCCGACCUGUACGGGGGCGGGGCAGACGACUGAGACCACAUCUCACGGGAUGAGAGAGGGGGCACAGGGGAGGAAAUUGUUUUCUCGGUCUGGACGUGUUACCGAAGAGCCAUAGGAACUGAGGACGGCUGAGCGUUCCUGCGGAGGACUCUGUGGGGAA